CCGAUAAAUAGCUGAUCUGCACGGCUCGAAGGCGUCGCAGACCUCAACCGGAUCCCGGACCUCUCCAGUUUUCCCCCUGAACGGAGCUACCGACACCGAGUAACCAUGCCUCACGCCUAUCCUUUCCUGAGCCCAGAGCAGAAGAAGGAGCUGAGUGACAUCGCUCACAAGAUUGUCGCCCCCGGCAAAGGCAUCCUCGCCGCUGAUGAGUCUACCGGUAGCGUUGCUAAGCGCUUCCAGAGCAUCAACACCGAGAACACUGAGGAGAACCGUCGUAUCUACCGCCAGCUGCUGUUCACCGCUGACAAGGAGAUCGACAACUGCAUCGGAGGUGUCAUCCUGUUCCACGAGACCCUGUACCAGAAGGCUGACGAUGGCAGGACCUUCGCACAGGUCAUCAAGGACAGGGGCUGGGUUGUCGGCAUCAAGGUUGACAAAGGUGUGGUGCCUCUGGCAGGAACCAAUGGAGAGACCACCACUCAGGGUCUUGACGGCCUGUACGAGCGUAUGGCCCAGUACAAGAAGGACGGCUGUGACUUCGCCAAGUGGCGUUGCGUCCUGAAGAUCACCCCCACCACCCCCUCCCGCCUCGCCAUCAUGGAGAACGCCAACGUGCUGGCCCGCUACGCCAGCAUCUGCCAGAUGCACGGCAUCGUGCCCAUUGUUGAGCCCGAGAUUCUCCCCGACGGCGACCACGACCUGAAGAGGACCCAGUACGUCACUGAGAAGGUCCUGGCCGCGUGCUACAAGGCUCUGUCCGACCACCAUGUGUACCUGGAGGGUACCCUCCUCAAGCCCAACAUGGUCACCGCCGGACACUCCUGCUCCCACAAGUACAACACCCAGGAGAUCGCCAUGGCAACCGUCACCGCUCUGCGCCGCACCGUCCCCCCCGCUGUCACCGGCAUCACAUUCCUGUCCGGCGGUCAGAGUGAGGAGGAGGCGAGUGUGAACCUGAGCAGCAUGAACUCCUGCCCGCUGGGCCGGCCCUGGGCCAUCACCUUCUCCUACGGGCGCGCUCUGCAGGCCUCCGCACUCAAGGCCUGGAGCGGCAAGAAGGAGAACAUCAAGGCCGCGCAGGCCGAGUUCAUCAAGAGGGCACACGCCAACAGCCAGGCUUCCCAGGGCAAGUACGCCUCCAAGGGCGAGGGCGGAGCCGCAGCCGGAGAGUCCCUCUUCGUGGCCAACCACGCCUACUAGGCACCCCGCGCACCCCGCGCACCCUGCUCUACGCUCCCACCUGCUACCAGGACCGCUCGCCACAGGGUUCCACGUGGGGGUGUGUGUGUGUGUGAGUGUGUGAAGUCUUCCCUCCACUGCGGGGGUUAGACAGACGACCUCCACCCUCCACCCCCCACCCCCUCCUGGCUGAGCACCUGAGUACCUGAGAGGAUCCACUUGACAUCUGCCUCCAUUCCCAAAGUCCCGGGCGAACCAACGAACGCCCUCACCUGAAUUAUUGUUCGAUAUAGUUCUGUCAUUCUUUCUUUCUAUCUCUCUUUCUUUCCUUCUCUCUUUCCUUCUGUUCUCCCGAUCCCUUUAUUUUAUUUGUUUUUUGUAGAAAAGUAUUGCUCCUUUGGUCUUGUAACAGGUGCGCUCUGCGCGUUUCAAAGACGAUGGAAUAAAACACCUUUCUAACAGUA
Molecule: messenger RNA, 1643 nt
Organism: Engraulis encrasicolus (European anchovy)
Lineage: Eukaryota; Metazoa; Chordata; Actinopteri; Clupeiformes; Engraulidae
Gene: aldoab
Product: aldolase a, fructose-bisphosphate, b
Exons: 9
Coding region: 106-1200 (364 amino acids)
Biological process (GO): glycolytic process; fructose 1,6-bisphosphate metabolic process
Cellular component (GO): cytosol
Molecular function (GO): fructose-bisphosphate aldolase activity
Source: RefSeq, a predicted model, not a curated record